GCACAAUGCCACCUUGUGAAGCACCACAACCAUGACCAGUGGACGCGUAAAACAUCGUUCAACCUCAUCUACGACGUCCAGGAAAGCCAAAUCUCCAGGUGAUUCCUGGCGGAUGGCCACCAAGCGGCAAUUCGGUUUCCUCGGUCCAGAAUUACCCUUCCCUCAGAAAUGGGAUCUGGAGACAUGGCGCAAGGGAAAGCGGAGACGUAGCAACACUCCGUCAUCAGAGUCUGAGCCUAUGGACGUCGACUUCGGGCCACCAUUCCAUCCAUCCAACUCGACUCCAACUCCCACUCCAACUCCCGCUUUUGCUGCCACUUCUGCGGAAUUCAAUUUCAUCUCAAAGUCCAGUCGGAAACCAGAGCGAAGCCUGCGCUCCACACAACCCCUCAAUUCGCCGUCGGAUCUCGCUCUGAUGCGUUCUAAUGCAUUCUGCCAGUUACUAUAUCUGUGCGCCUAUCUCUGCGACGGUCCCAUGACCAAACGUCGGGGCGAAGCAAUACUACGCCCAGCAAAACAUCCCCGUCUAGCUAUGCUGGCUUCGGAUGGCGAAAAAGCUAGUCCCGGUGGAAGCAGUGCAUCCAGCGAAAGGCUUCGCAAACGCUGGGUGGCUCAUUUCAGGGCAGGGGUGACCAGUAGCUGGUCAUGGGUUCAGGAAACCGCUGAGCUCGUCAGAGAAACUAUCUUGACUGCCUAUGCGACCGGUCCCGACGAUCCUGAGCCCUCAGAAACGGCUGAUCACGUCGAACUACCAACUUCGCCUGCGUUACCAACACCGCCUUCUUCACCUACGUUUGCACGGGACGAUUCGAGAGAGCGAACAGAUCUUCCCAACGUUUCGCCUGCUCUGUCUCAGAUCUCCUCAUUGGAGCUUGUGCAUCAUACGGAACCGCGUACACCCCGAAAAAAGAAUUCACAUCAAACUCAGACGUCGAAGCAGAUCUCUUCCACUGUCAUUCAUUCUACACCACGCGCUCCCGGCAGCUCACGGGUGCCGUGGCCUUCCACGUCGAAUUCGCAAACACCCAACUCGGAGAUUGAGAGCGAGGCGAAUCGGCACGAAGACACGGUCCGUCGGCGACAUAAACAUGCAACUCGAAACCACAUCUUUCAUAAGAAGCAUAAGAUGCACGUGCAAGCCAAUAUAGCUGGUCAGCGCGAGAACCUUCUGAGAGAGCUGUAUGCCAUCAACCAGAAAGAUGGUUACAGCUCAGAUUUCAAGACUUUUAAAGGGUUUGUGAAGAAACAGGCUAUGCUGCAAAACUUGAUGCGUUCCCGUUCGGCUUCACUCAAUGAUGUUACUCGGAUAUCCAAAGAUGAAGAGACUCAAUUCCUGCGACGAGCGCUUGAAAAAGCUCAGGCUACAUUGAAUGGACCCAAACCCUUGAAGCCACAAACUCCGUAUAUUACCGAGUUGCAGUUCCGUUUCAGGUCAAAAGACACCGAAGUUGAUCAGAGACUGCGGCGCUCACCGCUACCAUCCACUCUGCCUCCUGCAGAUGAUGCCGGAGUCACACAAAUUUUGAAGCGUUCUGGUGUCGUCUCAAAGUAUGCCAGAGAGCAAGUCACAAGAGAUGAUAUCGCACGGCUACUGCCGAGCACUUGGCUAAACGAUGAAGUCAUCAACUUCUAUGGGGCUCUGAUCUUGGGACGCUCGGAAGGCCGCAAAGAGAACGCCCCAGCGAAACCUGCCCCAUACUCUGACAUUCUGAACGUGCACUAUUUCAGUACGUUCUUCUGGAGUAAGCUUGAGAAAGAUGGUUACGAGAAGAGCCGGCUCGCGAAGUGGACUAAAAAGAUCGACAUAUUUUCCAAAGACUCCAUUCUCAUACCCGUGAAUCACGCAAACGUGCAUUGGACUGCUGCCGCGAUCAACUUCCGACAGAAGAGAAUCGAGUCGUUUGACAGCAUGCGUGAAGAACGAAAACGUGUUCACAAGCUCCUCCGAAUAUAUCUGGAUCAGGAACAUAGGAACAAAAAGAAUGCACCAUUUGAUUUUACCGGCUGGGUCGAUUAUUCUCUGCCGGAUGUACCUCGUCAAGAGAAUGGCUUUGAUUGUGGGGUAUUCACAUGCCAAUUCCUCGAAUCAUUGUCCAGGGGCGAGCAGAGCUUCAACUUUGCUCAAAAGGACAUUCCCUAUUUGCGGAGGCGGAUGAUUUGGGAGAUUGGGAACGCCACCCUCCGUGAAGAGCAUUGAUUACAUCCAUCGCUGUAUAAUCCAUUGUUGUUACCGUCGGAACCACCACACUACUAGGAAAAACCAAA
Messenger RNA from Mycena citricolor, 2265 nucleotides. Lineage: Eukaryota; Fungi; Basidiomycota; Agaricomycetes; Agaricales; Mycenaceae. The record is from the annotation of a GenBank genome assembly.